Molecule: messenger RNA, 1425 nt
Organism: Penicillium cosmopolitanum
Lineage: Eukaryota; Fungi; Ascomycota; Eurotiomycetes; Eurotiales; Aspergillaceae
Product: putative MFS transporter
Exons: 3
Coding region: 1-1425 (474 amino acids)
Biological process (GO): transmembrane transport
Molecular function (GO): transmembrane transporter activity
Source: RefSeq, a predicted model, not a curated record
AUGGAGGACGGCAAUCGCGUGCAGGAGACGACUGGCUCGAUGUCGUCGGAGCCAAACGCCAGACGCUCGACUUUGUACCAAAUUUAUUCGAAUUCUUGGUUCCAGAUUCUGUUGAUUAGUUUUAUUUGUUUUUGCUGUCCUGGAAUGUACAAUGCCCUCUCAGGACUAGGAGGAUCUGGGCAAGUCAACCAGGCUGUUGCUGCAAAUGCCCAGGUGGCUCUGCUUUCUGCGACUGCUGGUACAGCGCUGUUUGUUGUUGGUCCAAUCUUCAAUCGCGUCGGCCCUCGCGUCUGUCUUCUCAUCGGCGGCUGGACUUAUCCCUUGUAUUCCGGCAGUCUGCUCUGCUUCAACUCUACUAAUAAUGGCGCCUUCGUCAUCGCCGCCGGUGCAAUCCUCGGUAUCGGCGCAUCCUUCCUGUGGGUUGCGCAAGGAGCCAUCAUGACGACCUACGUCCCUGAAUCCCAAAAGGGUCGCGCUAUCGCAGUCUUCUGGAUUAUUUUCAACCUUGGCGGCGGCGUCGGUUCACUCGCUAGUUUCGGUCUCAACUAUAACUCUACCAGCGGCACUGUCUCGAACGGAACAUACAUCGCCCUGCUCAUAUUGAUGGCAAUCGGCUGGCUACUGGGCGUAUUUGUUUGCCCACCCGCUGCGGUACGCGUUAAGCAGCUCGAGGCGACUCCCGAAGAAGAGAAGAACUGGAAACAGACCCUGCUCGUUUCAGUGCGUGCUAUCGCCGACUGGCGUGUGUUGUGCAUGGUGCCCCUUUUCUUCUCUGCGAAUGUCUUCUACUCAUAUCAGCAGAAUGUCGUCAACGGAAUGACCUUUAACAUCCGUUCUCGUUCGCUAAAUGGCGCCCUCUACUGGAUUGCGCAGAUGCUGGGAGGCCUGAUCAUCGGUCUCAUCCUUGAUCUUCCUGGUUUCAGCCGUCCCACACGUGCGCGUAUUGCUUGGGUCUUCCUCUUUGUUACUGGCAUGGCAACAUGGGGUGGUGGUCUGGCUUUCCAGAAAUGGUUUGAUGAGCGUACAGCGCGGGGUCUGAAGCAGGAUAUCGAUUAUACCGAUGGGUCUAACUCGGUCGGUCCGAUUUUCUUGUAUAUCUUCUACGGCGCGUACGAUGCCUUCUGGCAAUCCUUCUGCUACUGGUUGAUGGGUGCUCGGUCUAACUCUCCGGCUGUUACUGCUGUUUUGGUGGGCGCUUAUAAGACUUUCCAGAGCGCCGGUGGUGCCAUGGCGUGGCGCAUCAAUGCGAUGGGUAAGCCGGCUAUGACGCAAUUUGCCAUGGAUUGGGGUCUCUGUAUGGGAUCACUGGUUAUUGCCAUCCCCACUGUACUUGCAGUGACUUUGACCAGUGAGUCGGAUGAUGAUAUUAAUGCGCAUCGCAUGUCGAGCGAUGAUGAGAAGCCCCAGGCCCAAUUGAAAGAAUAA